Messenger RNA from Papilio polytes (common Mormon), 2982 nucleotides. RefSeq lists its product as uncharacterized. The record is from RefSeq and is a predicted model, not a curated record. The transcript is spliced from 4 exons. Bases 1310 to 1942 code for a protein of 210 amino acids. Lineage: Eukaryota; Metazoa; Arthropoda; Insecta; Lepidoptera; Papilionidae.
AGUAAAACUAGGUACGGUUUUUCUUUAGUUUUUACUAUAGUACACUACAGUAUUAAUGACCUAGCCGCACCUUUUUAUAGCGUGCAAUAGAAAUAAUAUACCUAGGCGGUCAACAGCGUGUAAGAAUUAAUGAAGUUUCACAUAAUCCUUGACAGUAUUCAAAUAGUGCAUUGUUAAAGUUAAAAAUUACAUUCCUUAUACAUUUCUAGCCUUAUAUAGCCACAAGUAAAAUGUGCCGCUGCCGUGAGCAUAUUGCUAUGUAAACAAAUUAAAUCCAUUUCCUCCCCUACGUCCGAAAACAGAGUUAUUUAUACUAAUAACUGUUUACCCUAGCUAGUCCAUAGGUUUAUUUAAUUAGAGAGUUAUAAAUAAAACAUAAUUAAAAUGCAUAUUAUGCUCUUACUGACAUUAUCACAAAAAUGAAAUCUCCAUAACCUUGAUUUAGCGAGCUCUAUUUACUUAAAAUAAGUGCCAAGGUAGUCACUCGUUAAGUACCGAGACGAUAUAAAUAAUUUGAACCUUUGUUAAGGUAACACAACAAAGUUCAUCACUGAAUUGAUAAGCACUAUUUUCUUCGCCGAUUGGUGAUGACGAUGUAAAUAGACCUUACGAUACAUUUAUUUCUACCAGAAUACGGACAAAAAUGCAUAAUGUUAAAGUUCCAAAAGUAAUGCUACAACAUGGCUUGCUUACUCCGGAGGUGUUUAUUUCGUUUUAAGCACAACGGGUGUUCCGUAGGAAAUAUCGAAAUGAGUCUCCAUAUUUCUAAUGGUGGCCAUUGAAUAAAUAUAUUUCAGUAUUGUUAAAAAAUAUGAUAUAUUAAAAAAUAAUGAGUGCGAAAUAUUUUUAGCUCACAGCUUCGCUUUCUAAUAAUGAAAGUUGUUACGUGUAACAUAAGUUUUGGAUUAUUCGAUUUCAAACGUAAUCCAUACUUUAAAACUAGGAAAGCAUAUCUACUAAUAGAUAAAUGGUUUCAAACUCCACAUAGACGAGAAAAGUGUUUCUCGCAUAAAAAUAUUUACGUCAAGUAAAAGAAUGUUCUUACACUCGUUUAUUUAAAAAGUAAUGCGACGGGGGUGCGAGUGCGAGGUCAUCUGAGUGAACACCCUCCCAUAGCAAGAACGAUACGAUCUGGUAGAGGCGUAACAGCGUCGGAGGCGGGCGGCCGAACGGCCGGCGGCAGUCGCGCGGACGGCCUGAGCUCGGCUUGUCGGCUGAUCACACUUAUAAAUCGUGGCUGAAUAACUUUUAGCAUUUGAGUCGCUUUUCGCAUGUUCAUCAUUCCAAUUUAAUUGGCUGGCCACCCACCAUGGGCUGUACUAGCAGCGCUCCGAACGUCAUCGAAGCUCAUACCAAUUCUACAGAUAGAAAUAUACAUUUUUUGGAGGACGAAGGUAUUAAUAAAAGUAAUGAGAAUGAAUUGAAUAAAGAAAAUGGACUUUCUAAAUGUGAUACUGUUAAUGAUAUACAAUUAGAUAGAAAUAUUUUUUAUAUACCAAACGAUUCUACAUCCACCGAAAAUAUCGAAGGGGACCAGAACAAACAGAAGGAUAACAAUGAAACAAAUCAAAAUGAUACAAAUUACCGAGAACAAGAAAAAAUAACAACCUUAAAAGAAGUCGUCGAACACGUUCUAUCUAACAGUGUUUUGGAAAAGCAGGAAAGUGUAGAAAAGAUCUCUUCUGAAUCGAAUCUUAAUCAAGCAGAAGUUAUAGAACCCAAGACUGAGACUGACAUCCAAUUGGAAGACAGCAUAGAUGAAACGACUUCUGUAGCAGACCCAGAAGAGAUCAAGGAAGAAAUUGAAGAGUUAGCAAGUCCUAGCCAGUCGGAGGGCAGCCGCGCGACGCGCUGGGAGGCGCUGGCCGACAUGGCCGCCGAAUUGCCGCCCUCGCUCACAGUCGACCCCAUCACUGGACAAAUUUAUGCACUCAGCAAAUAACAUACCCAUCCCAUAACAGCGACAUUGUUUAUCAUAGAUGUUUAAAUAUUAAUAAUAACUUAAUUUAAAUUACAAUCAUUACAAUUCUUUUCCUUAGUAUUUUUUUUUAAAUACCUUAUCGGACUAUAAUAUGAAAUCCUAUCUAGAUACAAACUGAUGGUAACGCACCACCAAGCCGUCGAGACUGAAGUUGACGGACCAAAAACAAUAAGCAAAAAACUUACAUCUAAUUAGAUUUCAGAAUCUAACUGACCUAACGUCAACGUUUGAAACUGUAUCUUACAUUCUAGGCCUAGGUCAAGGACAAGCUGCGAGUUUUACAUACGUUCCAUAAGUUUAUAUGUUAAAGGUAAUUGUUGUAUUCACAACAAUUACCGUUACGUAAACAAAACGUAAGUAGACGCUACUAUUCCCAUUCUAGAAGCGGCAAACAAAAGGAAAAGCUUAUAUCUUCGAUUUCUGAAUUAUGAAAGCUAUUGAAAAACCUAAUUUUCUCCUAAUCCCCACAGAAUCGUACCACUGUUUUUGAAAUGGUAGCUUAGCUAAUUUUGCACCAAAGAGCCAUGAAGAGUUUUGUAGACAUUUAUACAUUCGUUUUUGAGCUAAAGUAAAACAAUUUUACUUUUUAACAUCCUGAUGUUUAUUGAUAUAUUCGAUUUAAACAUAAUCCUAUUUUAGUUUCAGCAAGGCGUCAUAAAAAUAAUAAAACAUAUAAACUGAGCCACUAAAUGCCUCUUGUGCAGAUUGUUUACUACAUAUAUGUGAGGUAUCAUUACAAAACAUAUGUACAAGCACAUAUUGUUAACUAUAUGUUUUAAAAAAGAAUGAGAUGUUUUUGUACAAAUGUUUUGUUUAAUGGAAAAUCACAGUUAACGAUAGACUUCUGAUAUGAAACAAAACUUGUAUGUUUUGCAAUAACUUAGAGAACAUCAUUUUGUCUGCCAACUUGAUUCUUAAAUAAAAGUAACAAUUGUUUUAUAUACUAAGUAUUUUUGUUCAAUUCUUAUGAAUAUCAAUAAUAUUGAUAUUCAUAAGAAUUG